AUGAUGAAACAAACAUUCAAAAUAAAAGUGACCCUGAAGGUCAAGCAGAGAAGCUCCUCGGUCUUAAUUUAUGACCAACACAAAUUUAAUAGUAUAGACCCGAUGACGUACGCCUUCGUCAUCACCAUCUUCAUCGACAGCAUGACAUCAAUGUUCAACACCGAUGCUUUACUGUCGUACAAACAUGAUGUAUUUGAAAACCUUAUUGUGGAGAAAAGAGUAAAGGUGGAUGGGGAAGGAACUUAA
Messenger RNA from Opisthorchis viverrini, 246 nucleotides. RefSeq lists its product as hypothetical. Lineage: Eukaryota; Metazoa; Platyhelminthes; Trematoda; Opisthorchiida; Opisthorchiidae. Bases 1 to 246 code for a protein of 81 amino acids. The record is from RefSeq and is a predicted model, not a curated record. The transcript is spliced from 2 exons.